CGUGUCGUCUCGUGCCUCGCCCUCGCCGUUGCGUCGUGUUCGUCGGUUUGAAUUUGAUUCGCGUGCGUGCGUGCGUGUGUUCCCUUCCGAUCUCGCGCAGAAGCUAGCGGAGCCCGGUUGCCGAAAUGGCGGGCCGAGGCUAUGGCGGUGGACGACGAGGGGGCGGCAGGGGCCAGCAGCAGCAGCAGCAGCAGCCCAGCGGGUACGGAGGGCGCGGCCGCGGCGGGCGGCAGCAGCAGUACGGUGGCUAUGGUGGUGGGGGUUAUGGAGGCGGCGACGGCGGCCGUGGCCGUGGCCGCGGGCGCGGGCGCUUUGGAUGGAACGAGCCGGAGCGGAUUUUCACUCUGCCAGAAGCUCCGGAGGAGCGCCUCGUCGAUCUCUACGCCCCCGAGAUGAAGACGCUCCUGGAGAAGUUCAAGGGGCUGGAGCUGAGCACGCGCGACGACGGGCCGACGUUGCCGGCGCGGCCCGGGUUCGGUGUCGUCGGAGAAGAGUGCGUCGUGAGGGCCAACCACUUCUUCGUCCACCUCUACGACCGAGGCUUCCACCACUACGACGUGGAGAUCACACCGGAUCCGAGGGUGACGUCCGUCUUCCGCGCCGUGAUCUCGAAGCUGGUGGACGAGCGGAAGCACACCGACCUGCGCGGCCACCUCCCCGCCUACGACGGCCGCAAGAACCUCUACACCGCGGGCGAGCUCCCCUUCAAGAGCCAGGAGUUCGAGGUCGACCUGUCCGACGGCACGAACACGAGGGAGAGGAAGUUCAAGGUGGUCAUCCGCUACGCGACGCCGAUCGACCUGCAGGGCCUGUGGAUGCUCAUGGCCGGCUGCCCCACCCCGGCCCACGUCCCGGGCCAGGCGCUGCAGAUGAUCGACGUCCUGCUGCGCGACAUGGUGCUCACCGAGCGCAACGACAACAGGUACUUUGCGGUUGGUCGAUCUUACUUCUCGCCCGAAAUCAUGAAGGGCAAAAAACUCGGCUCGGGUGUCGUUGCGUGGAAGGGGUUCUACCAGAGUUGCAGGCUCACGCAGCAGGGGCUGUCUCUAAACAUAGACACCUCUUCAACUGCUUUUGUUGCACCUCAGACGGUGAUUGAACUAGUAAAUGAGGUGUACGGAAUAAGAAUUACUGGGAAUUUUGAUAUGGAGCAUUUUUUGAACAGAUGCAGUAACGAAUUGAUGAGGACCCUCAAGGGUGUUAGGAUUGAAGUCACCCACCGCGGAAAAAUACGCAAAACAUACCGCGUUUCUAGCUUAACCACGCUGUCUGCAAGUCAAUUGACGUUCAAAUCAUCAACCGGUGAUGACACGACUGUCAAGAAGUAUUUCAAAGAAAAAUACGGCCUGGAGCUAAGCUACGGCCAUCUCCCUUGCCUGCAAGUUGGUACUGAUCAGAAACCGAAUUACCUACCCAUGGAGGUUUGCAAGAUAAUUCCAGGACAGAGAUACCAGAAAAAGCUCAAUCAGCGUCAGGUUACCCAGCUAAUAGCUUCAAUCGACAAGUUUGCUCAUGAACGUGAAAUGUCCAUUCGUCAGGCUGUUGAGAACAACCAGUAUAGCAGUACGGAACGUGCAAAGGAGUUUGGCAUAGAAGUUGACUCCUACCCUACUACUGUGAAUGCUAGACUUUUGAAGGCUCCAAUGCUGAAGUACAAAAAUGAAGUUGGAGCUGAGGUCGAUUGCGAGCCAAAUAAUGGGCAGUGGAACAUGAGCGACAAGAAAGUAUUCAACGGUGCUUCGGUUGAAACCUGGGCCUGUAUUAGCUUUUGCAAUGGUUCGAUGGAUCCCGUUAUCACAAAUUUCUGCAAUGCAUUGAUUCAAACGUCACUUAGAACUGGACUGAACUUCAAUAACUCGAUCCCUCAAAUAUUCCAUGCUAAUCCUGACCGUGUUCAAAACGAUCUUCCCGAGCGCUAUAAGGAUGCAUGCAACAAGUUGAAGGGUCAAAAGAUUGACCUCCUACUUGUUAUAUUGCCAGACAAAGAUGCCAAAUUAUAUGGUGAUGUCAAAAGAAUCUGUGAAACAGAAAUCGGUGUGAUAUCACAGUGUUGUCGAAAAGAUCAGCUUUCCAAGACGUUACCUCCGUACUGUGCAAAUAUUGCUAUCAAGAUCAAUGCUAAGGCUGGAGGAACGAAUUCAGUAUUUUCUAAUAAAGAUGCAAGUUUACCGGUUGUUUCAAAGAAAGCAACUAUUAUAUUUGGUGCUGACGUUACUCAUCCUGGUCCUCUAGAUGACUCUAGCCCUUCCAUUGCUUCGGUUGUUGCUUCCGUAGACUGGCCUAAUGUGACCAGGUACAAUUCUGUUGUUCGUACCCAAGGUAACCGUGAGGAGAUCAUAGGAGAUCUUGAGGGCAUUGUUAAGGAACUUCUCAAUGCAUGCAAAAGUGACUCCAACAAGCCGGAGCAGCUAAUAUUCUACAGGGACGGCGUAAGUGAGGGCCAGUUCAACCAAGUUCUAGAGAAAGAAGUACCGGACAUAGUAAAGGCAUGGAAGUCUGUGUAUGGCUUGGAGCCACGAAUUACCUUUAUAGUGGUUCGGAAGAGGCAUCAUACAAGACUUUUCCCCCCAUAUUACACCGAACGUGUGAACGUAAAUGUUCCUCCAGGCACAGUAGUUGAUAGAAAGAUCUGUCACCCUAGAGAGUUUGAUUUCUUCCUGUGCAGCCAUGCUGGGAUCAAAGGGACAUGCCGUCCAAGCCAUUACCAUGUGCUGCGUGACGACAACAAGUUCACUGCAGAUGACCUUCAGUCUGUCACAAACAACCUGUGCUACAUAUAUACAAGCUGCACUCGUUCGGUGUCCAUUCCGCCUCCUGUCUACUAUGCUCAUAAGCUCGCAUUCCGUGCUCGGUUCUACCUCACCGAAGUUCCCGGCGCAGCUCCUGAAGAUGCUUCUCGGUGGACACUUGCUGAAAUCAAGGAAGAGGUGAAGAACUCCAUGUUCUUCUGCUAAGUCCCUGUACCCCGGAAAACAGCAUCUGUCUGUGUCUGAGAUUGUCAUUCUUUUCCAUAUCAUGUAGUUGUAGACUUGAUCUGGAAAGGAUAAUAUCAUCUGUGUGGUUUUAAACGACAUUGAACUAUUGAAGUGCGUCUCUGGUGUUACUAUCUCAGCACUCUGAAUGUAUUUGGUGCAUGUGAGGAUAUAGACAUAGAGAUCUCAGCAAUCUCUGUUGAGCUUUGUAAACUCACCAUAUACAUGCUUCCCAUCUUAAUGAAAUUGGUUAGCCCGGUCUGCGCUUUC
Molecule: messenger RNA, 3242 nt
Organism: Oryza brachyantha (malo sina)
Lineage: Eukaryota; Viridiplantae; Streptophyta; Magnoliopsida; Poales; Poaceae
Product: protein argonaute 18-like
Exons: 21
Coding region: 126-2954 (942 amino acids)
Biological process (GO): regulatory ncRNA-mediated post-transcriptional gene silencing
Cellular component (GO): cytoplasm
Molecular function (GO): RNA binding; protein binding
Source: RefSeq, a predicted model, not a curated record